AACUAGUUUCUCAUAAACGGUCGGACAUGAGAAGCGGUAAACGCGUUCGGAUCGAGAUGCUUCUACAUCGAUUCGGACGAACAGAGUGAGAGAAAAGUGUUCGCUGUCAUGAGAAUCGACGACAUGCCGAAUGUGAAAGAGGAAAAGGAUCGUCAAGUCGAGGAUCGUAUCGGAUCCUCGAAGCAAGGACCGAGGACGAGAGUGUGUCAAGAGCACGGCCGCGGCGAACAAGAUUGCCCGAGUGAAAACGAGCACGAGUUCGAAUCGUUGGAAUACGAAGAGGACGCUUAUUACUCGAAUUUAACCGCGACCCCCAGUUUCGACGAUAUCGACGAACUUAGCGACGAUGCAGACGAGAUUGUCGUUCACUGUUGGCGCGAUUCGAACGGUGACAUCGAUGAAAUCGUGGUGGACGACGCGAAUUUGUCGGUGGAAACGCAGUUUCUCACCACCGAGGACGGUGAUAGUCGGGGAAAGAGAAAAAAGAAAUCGGUUCGCGUGAUUUUCCAGGACUUUUCUAAACCCUACCUGGCGAAAAUCAGCAACAGCCAGAAUUAUAAGAAGUUCCUCGAAUUGGUAAAAGGGGAAGAUGCCAGCCUUCAUUCAGCUGGAUAUAUUUCACCAUCCUCGGAUAACGUGGUGAACGAGUUAGAAGGACUUUCUUUAGAAGAACAAGAUCGUCAAAAGGCGGAAUGGAACGCAGAACUAGCCAAAGUCGAAGAAGAGAUACAAACCCUGAGGCACGUUCUGGCGAACAAGAUCAGAGUUUCUCAGGAACUUAAGAGAAAGCUUGGAAUCAGCGUUUGGAAGGAGAUCACCGACGAUAUGAAUCAAGGGUUGAAAAACGUUAAGGAGAGCCAAGUUUAUCAGAACGUCGGCGAGAAACUCGGUCAGUUCACCAAGGCAGUCACCGAAAACGCUUUAUUCCAGAAGACAGAAUCCGUCUUCAAGACUACGGCUGAAAAGACGACCAGCAUUCUUGGAGGAUUCGGAAGCGGUCUAUCCUCGAAGCUGGGUCAAAUGCGUAACUCCGACAGCUUCCGUUCUUUGGAGGAACGAGUCGGAUCUGCUUAUGAAAAUAUGAAGACAAAGGUUGUGCCUUCAAGAUCCAGUUCCAUGCAGAGUUUCGACGAUGCUCUGCGAGAGACCGAAGCGGCGAGACGCGCGUCAGCGGCGCCUUCAGCGACUAGCCCUACCAUUCCUGAAGACAAGCUUUUAUCUUAGAGUUGGCCCUUCACCUUACAUCGAUUUCCGCCUCUUCUAUCCGUAACAUGCCGAAGUCGAUCCACGAUGCCGUCGUUGUUUCGCCCUACGCUACUUGCUAUCACUUUCUAACGCAUUGCUAUUAAUCAGGGCUAAAAGCGAUAUUCGCGUACGAUCGAUCAUAUAUUAUUAAAAAAUCACUGUUUAAACAGUAAAGAGUGACGGGGUAAAUAGAGCUUUUGCGAGACUCGAUUAACAUUCUGCAACGAUUCGAAUGAUCUUUUAAAUGUCUUCUUCGAUACAUGAGAGUGUCGAGACGAAAAUACGCUUCUUUGCGUUAUUAAUUAUUACGAUGAGUUUUCUUUUUGUUAAACGAGAUUCUAGCUUCUUUUUCUAUCAAUUUUCUCGUUUGUGAUUAUCUUUUAAUGAUUGAUGAAAUCUGACGCGAGAGAAGAAAUUUUGUUGACCUUAUUUUUUGUACGUAUUCGUGUGCUUAUGAAUUUUCUUUCCCAGGAUUUGGUAAUUUUUUUUUCCUUUUCUUGAGAGGCUUUUCAGCAUUGCAAGAAUUUUGGAGGAGGUGUUCAAUUGCAUUCAUAAUCAGGAUCAUGUUACUCUAGAAGACGGCAAUUGAUUUCCUUAUUUUAUCGUACUUAUUUGCACUAUACCGAUUUUUAUAACGUAUAAUAAUAUAUCGUUGAUACGUAAUUUUUAAUGUUUGGCGUUGCAACCUAUUUUCGCACCUCGAAUUCGUGAUGAAUAAGCAGCACACGCUUUCAAAUAGAUAUUCACUUGGUGGCGUUUCCUCUUGGAUAUUGAAUAUCUUCGCGUAUUCCUACGAAACAUUUAAUGUCCUUUGAUAAGACUCGUGCUUCGACAAUACUGUCCAUUUCGUGUGAUAAGAAAAUACCUUCUCAUUAAACAAUUAAUUGAAAUUCGUGUAAUAAUGUUUAUGACGUUUCGGGCAUUGAUUUAUGGGACAGGUGGCUGUCUACUUAUUUCAGGUUACAGAAAGAUACUUGGAAAAAUUUCUAAUUCGACAUGCUAGUAUUAUAGUAAUUACAAUGAUUAAAUUAACACGAAUUAAUAUUGAAGCCGAUGAGAAUGUAGAAGUUUCAUUCCCUAAAUUUUACAAAGGGGUCAAAAUCAUUUGAAAAGUUGCAAACGGAAGCUUGAAAUAUAGAAAAAAAAGUUACUGUAAUUAUAAAUUGACCAGAAAAUGCGAGAAAUAUUUUUUACUGAGCUCUAUAAUGAAAUUACUUAACGCGGAUGCGCGAUGACUGGGGCGCAUUUGUCUAUUUAAUUUAAGGAAUUUGCACUGAAAUGAAAAUGUAAACGUAACUAUAUUGUACACGUAAAGUAUCUAAUCAACUAUGUGUCACUCGAUCAUUUUUACGAAUCUAUCUGCGCUCAUAUCGUCAUCGACAACCUGCUACACAAGAUCUACUUGUUCAUUUUGAUGAAUAAAUUAUUUUCAAAAAUGUCA
This is a messenger RNA of Osmia bicornis bicornis, 2686 nucleotides long. RefSeq names its product tumor protein D54. Gene Ontology annotation, cellular component: cytoplasm. The transcript is spliced from 6 exons. NCBI's taxonomy places the organism in Eukaryota, Metazoa, Arthropoda, Insecta, Hymenoptera, Megachilidae. The record is from RefSeq and is a predicted model, not a curated record. Bases 109 to 1224 code for a protein of 371 amino acids.